UACAACACACCGUUUUUCUUAACCCACAAUUCGAGUAUACAAAGCAUAUCUAAUGUGCCAUGUAACUAGCAAAUUACAUGUUGCAUUGUUUGUUUAAGGAUGGACAAAUGUGUUACCGAAACGUUUGCUUCUUUGCUGGCUAGCUAGCUAACUAGCUAACGUUAUCACAUAUGUUACGGUUAGAUAAUAGUUUGCAUGACAGCAUAGUAGCUACAACUUACAAUUUGGGUAGCUAGCUAGCUACCGUAGCUACCUAACUUGCCUACCAGAGAUAGCUAGGUAACGUUAUUUUUGGUGAGAGGGGUAUUUUUGAUGGACUAACGUUAGCUAUUUCGGUUAGACAGAAGUUGUUAUAUCCCAGAAUGCCCUGCGGGGAAACGGGCUCUCGAACUGUAAACACAACAGUUGUUAGCUAGAGCUCACUAGCCGCUAUCUACGAGGCCUUGCUAUUCGUAGACCAUGUAGCUAAGUGGAUGCCGGUUAGAAGCCAAUUACUCGAGAUGGAUGCCUUUUUGGGAUCUCUGCAAGACCAUGACGUGAGCUCUGUCCUGACGUCCUGUGAGCCCGAGCUGCAGGAGCUGAUGAGACAGAUAGACAUCAUGGUGAACUGUAAGAAGACCGAGUGGGAGGCAGAGAUCCAUGCCAUGGAGCUGCGUCUGCACAACGGAGAAGAGGAGCUCCUCUCAGCCAGAAACCUCAUAGACCAAAGGAACUCAGAGAUGUACAAAGUGACAGUGGCUAUAGAUUCCCUGUUAAAGCUACAGAACACUGGCUGUCGGAUGUUGAAAGUGGUAGUGGAGAAAGCGAUGAUGAAGGUGGCGUUGCUCCGCAAGCAGCUAGAUGAGGUCCAGACAGGGAAGCAAGAGCUGGUCAUUAAAUAUGAGGAACAACUGCAGCAUGUUAAAGAUGAGUUGUCUAAGCUGAAGCGCAGCUACCAGAAGCUCCAGAGCAAACAGCUGAAGGAGUCUCGUGAAGGAGCAAAGAGCCGAGAGGAGGACAGGACAGAGGUGACCCGCCUCAAUGGAAAGAUAGAGGAGUUCCGUCAGCGGUCAGCAGAGUGGGAGCACCAGAGGAUCCAGUACCAGAAGCAGGUGUCUUCCCUGGAGGCCCAGAGGAAGGGUCUGGCAGAGCAGUUCACUAAUAUGAAGUCCCAGGGAGCAGCGUGGCUGCAGGACCCAGGAGGAGGGAGUGUAGGGCGGGCAGAUCUGCAGAGGCUGAGGGGUCAGCUGGAGAGGGCCCAGGAUACACUGCACUCCCAGGAGCUUGAACUGGAACGACUCAGACACCUCCAGGAGCAGCUGGGGGGAGAGCCCAGGAGGGAGCAGCAUGUGCUGGCAGAGGAGAAGGAAGGGCAGCAGCAGCUCUGUAAUGACCUGUCCAAGCUGACCAAGACCCUGCAGGCUAAAGAACACCUCAUACAGUCUCUAGAGGAGUGUCUAGGAGCCCAGGGGAGAGGUGCUACAGGACUACAGCUACUCAGACAGGACCUAGAGAACACUACCACCAAGCUCCACUCUGCCCAGGCCUGUGAGGUCCACCUGAAGACAGAACUGGCCAGACUCAGAGACAGACUGGAGGCUAUGAAUAGUCAGAGAGGAGAACUGGUCAAGAGAGAAACGGAGCUAAAGCAUAUCAAGGAAGAGAGGAGUCGCUCUCUGACUGAGGUGAAACGGCUGCGUGAGGAGCUGGCGAGGGCAGAGCAGACGCGCUGCUGGGAGGUGGAGGGGAUGAGGAAGGAGGUGUCCCAGCUCACCAACGAGCUGCACCAGCGUGACAUCACCAUCGCCACCCUCAGUGGCUCCGCCUCCAGCGUGGAGCGCCAGCUAAGUGGCGAGGUGGAGAGGGCGGAGCGCCGGGCAGCUGAGCUCAAGGGGACUCAGGUGCACCUGGAAACUCUGAAGAUUGAGAACCAACAUCUCAAUGAUCUGCUGGAGAGAGUGGAGUCGAGGUCUACUAAGAAAGGGGACCCCUGCCUGGCCUCUCUGAGAGAGAGCUACAUCUCGUCUCUGAGUAGCUUGGAGCAGGAGAACAGGCAGAUGAGACAGGAGCUGGUGGAGGUGAGGGCUCGCCAGGAGGCCUCUACACAGACCUGGCAGGACAAGCUAGACAGAGCCCUGCUACACAACCAGUCCAGGGUCGGCCCACGACAAGCACAGGACGGGACUGAAGAGGAGCUGCACCAGAGACACCGAGAGGAGAUGUUAGCCAUGGAGACCAGGAUGCAGGAGAACACCUCGCACUACGAAGAGGAGAUCCAGCACCUCCUCCGACAGCUAGAGGCCCUCUCCUCCUCUCACAGACACCACAGCCAGACCCUGGACCGCAGGCCCUCCUCCUCCUCCUCCUCUUCCUCCUCGGCCUGUAGAGAGAGCAGGCUAGCCCGGGGGACAGCCUCAGCCCUUGUCUGUGUUCCUAAUGGACCUGCCCCUCUACCUGUCUCUUUACCUGGUGGUGCUGAGGGCCAGUUCUCCAGUUCAGAGGAGGCUCUACACCUGCUGGCCAGCCAAGACGCACUACCCAUGGAGCGUUGUGUGGGUUCCCCUGCUGGCUCGGUGGCAUCCCGAUUCCUGGAGGAGGAGAACCUGCGAUCCCAGGAGCUGCUCCAGAGACUAGACGCUCACAUCCAGGGCAUGAGACAGGACAACGUCAGGACCGUUUCUAAAUACCUGGGCCAUCCAGAGACCUCCUAACCUUAACCCUCAUGACCUUCCAGACACCUCCUAACCUUA
Coregonus clupeaformis (lake whitefish) is the source of this 2729-nucleotide messenger RNA. RefSeq names its product centrosomal protein 63 (gene cep63). Lineage: Eukaryota; Metazoa; Chordata; Actinopteri; Salmoniformes; Salmonidae. Gene Ontology annotation, biological process: centriole replication; de novo centriole assembly involved in multi-ciliated epithelial cell differentiation. The transcript has 15 exons. The record is from RefSeq and is a predicted model, not a curated record. Gene Ontology annotation, cellular component: centriole. The coding region runs from base 474 to 2690 and encodes 738 amino acids.